AUGAUCUCUGCAACAUGUGAAAGAUCAUUCUCAGCAAUGAGAAAGAUUAAAAAUUGGCUUCGAACAUCUAUGAAUCGAGAUAGAUUUACAAAUUUGUCAUUAAUUUGUAUAGAACGAGAUUUAUCAAAAAAAAAACAUUAUUUAAUAAACAACGAUGACAGAAAUUGGAUGAGUCAAACCAUUAUUGAAACAAUAAAAAAAGCUCUUCAUAGUAAUAAUGAAAAUAUMCGUUUUAUUGCAGUAAAUCUUAUUUUGGAAUGUCAAAAGAAAACUCAACCAUUCACUGAUACAGAGUUAGAAUUAAUGAAAUACUUUAUUACUUACAACAUAAAAACUGAAAAGCCGUCAGUUAGACAAACAAAUUUGAGCUUUGUUAAAAAAACACUUAUAAGAAUGAAUGAAAGCAAAUUUUCUGUUACAGUUAGAAAUGACGAAUCUUUAAGUUCAAAAUUACUAAAAUAUUACACAGAAUUUCAAAAUUGGUUUUCAAAUUUUUGUUUUCAAAACCUUUUUUCUGAUGCAAAUUUUUUCAGACGUAAUUUUUCCCUUGAAUCAUUACGCCUUAUUCAAACUUAUCUGGUACCAACUGGUAUUAUUGGCUUAAAUGAACCAAAACAAUUAUCUUUAAUUUUAAAUUGUAUAUGGGAUACAUUUGAGCAAAAUAAAGUAUUAGCUAAAGAUAUAUUAACUUGCAACAMCCAAGAAUUUAUCAAAUUGGAUGAUAUAAUAAUAGAAGAUAUGCUUGAGACAUCUAAAAUAUUAGCAUCUAGUACCAGCCCUCCUGAUUCCAUUACAGCAGGAUAUUUAUUAGAAGUAGUUAUGUUUUUAAAACAUAAUAAAAAUUAUGAAAAAUAUACAUAUGACAUUAUACUGGAUUUACUAGUUGACCUUAAAAAAGAAGUUGAUCUAGCUGAAGAAAAUCUUACUUUGGCAUCGGGAAAAGGACCAAUGUAUGGAUUAAUUCAUACUAUAAAACAUUUGCUUAACACUCUUGAUUGGCAAAAUCUUAUUUUAAAAGAUAAUUGGACCACUUUCAUUGAAAACUUAUCAAAAACUUGUUUAAAAUGUGAAAAACUUGUAUCAAUUGUUGUAAAUGAUUCAUCUCCCGAGGGUAUUAUUCCAAUGGAUGAUUUAUAUCAAGAUGAUUGUCAAAUAACUUCACAAAUGGUUUUACUUUGCUGCUGGCGUACAGCAAAAGAAUCAUCAUUAUUGCUGGCAGACAUAGUCAGUAUUAUUGAAACACAAGAUUCAGACUUUAGUAAUGCUCUGAUAACACAAAUAUGUUCAUGCUUAACUUUAUUACUUUCUGAAACCAAACACCGAGGUGCAUUUGAACAAAUAUAUGUUGCAUACUUAAAAGUUUGCUCUAUUAUGUGGAA
This is a messenger RNA of Diuraphis noxia (Russian wheat aphid), 1379 nucleotides long. It is a transcript of the gene THADA, whose product is annotated as Thyroid adenoma-associated protein homolog. Gene Ontology annotation, biological process: tRNA methylation. The record is from RefSeq and is a predicted model, not a curated record. Lineage: Eukaryota; Metazoa; Arthropoda; Insecta; Hemiptera; Aphididae. Gene Ontology annotation, cellular component: cytosol.